Messenger RNA from Desarmillaria tabescens, 1402 nucleotides. RefSeq lists its product as uncharacterized. The record is from RefSeq and is a predicted model, not a curated record. The transcript has a single exon. The annotation marks the transcript as partial. Lineage: Eukaryota; Fungi; Basidiomycota; Agaricomycetes; Agaricales; Physalacriaceae.
CGCGUGGGUGGACGAGAAGAUCGCGCCGACGUGUGGACACCCAUCAAUGGAUACGAAUGGCCUGUUCCCGUCCCGAAGGAGAGUGACCUCAACCUGAUCCGCAUCGAGAUGCUCAACCUCGGACUGGAGUACGCGUGGUUGGACGUUCUGUAUUUGAGACAGGUGGGUGGACCAGGGGAGGAUGCACGUGCAGAGGAGUGGAAGCUGGAUGUACCCACCAUCGGAGCAGUGUAUACUGAUGGCAGCCAUAUGGUGUGUUACUUGAGCGGGCUGGGUCUGCCUUUCACUUUGAAGGAGGGUGACUUGGACAGUGAUCGAUCUUGGUUUAGACGUGCUUGGACACUACAGGAGGUUGGCCAAUGGAGGGAGAUUGCUGGAGACACGCCGGAUGGACCAAUGCAUGCGGAGCGUAAAGAUGGGAAGUAUGAGACUGAACUGCUAACCAGGUUUCAUAAGCAGCUGCAAUCUAUGCAGGACAUGUCGUAUCGGGUGCUUGGGCCACUGAAGAGCAUGCAGCAAUGGGUAUCGACCAACCCAGUAGACAAAGUUGCGGGAUUGGCGUUUGUCAUGGGGUCCGAGAAGAUACCGGCAUACUAUGAGAGCCAGUCUCUCGAGGACGCAUGGACAGCACUCGUGAAUUCGAUGGAUACGCUCUAUCGGGGACAGUUAUUCUUCUCGUGUCCUGAACCGGGAAAUGCAGGCACAAAAUGGCGGCCAUCGUGGGAGCAGCUUAUGAUGAAGCCUCUUCCCGCAUAUGAUUUUGACCCCAACGUCUCUGUUGAUCGGGAUGAGGCAGAGGAAGAAGACUCGGUUGAUGAGGUGUGCAUUGAAAAGGGGUUGGUGCAGGGGUUGGCUGUCGUUGUAGAAGGGGGUGAUCGACAUGGAAAGUUGAUUGUUAAAGACAAGAGUGGGAUAGAACAUGGAUUCGGGAUCACUGCCACACACGAGUACCCGAUACCUGAAGACACUUAUACACUGAUUUCUGCUCAUGACUGGGUACAUUUAGUGGUCGCUACUAUUGUAUCGUUGGGCGAAGCCUGCUAGGGAAAAGGUUCGAGAAAGUGUCGAUGCUGGAAAUUUCUGAGGAAGAACAGUGCAAAUUAGAGGAUCUGCAUAUGCUGAAGUGUGUCGAUAUAUUCUUAUUUGAGCGAGUACACAUUGCACAGUAUCUUUUUUUCCUGCCAUAGCAGGUUCACCAAAUCAUUCAUCGACUACAAUACAGUUACAUAAGACAAUAACGCAGACAGCUCUACCAAAAAUACAAAAAUCACUCCUCCAUGGCAUCAUCACUAUCAUCCUCAUCACUGUCGGAAUCUUCACCCUCCGCAACUUCGAUAUCGUUCCAAUCCGAUAUCAUGAUCCGCCCCUACGUAUGAAUCGCAAGAUCACAUAUAGUUUCAAC